AUGCCAGGUUCUACAUCAUCAAAUAUUAAUACAGCUAAACGAACACGUCGUUCAAAUAAACAAAAUCGUCAUCGACGUGAAUUAUCACAUGUGAUACGUUAUCCAUCAUUAAAUAAUAUUGCUUAUUAUGCGAAAUAUUUCUUUUUUAAAACAGCAUUUGGUCGUAUUGUAUUAUUAUUUACAAUGUUUGCUGGAUUUAAUAUAUAUUUUUUUUCUCAAGUUUAUUGGCCAAAAAUUUCAGUAUGGUUACAAAAUUCUACAUCAACAUCAACAUCAAUUGAUACUACAUCUUUUGAAUCACAUACUGAAAAUGAAUUCUAA
Rotaria sordida is the source of this 321-nucleotide messenger RNA. NCBI's taxonomy places the organism in Eukaryota, Metazoa, Rotifera, Eurotatoria, Philodinida, Philodinidae. The record is from the annotation of a GenBank genome assembly.